Molecule: messenger RNA, 3566 nt
Organism: Betta splendens (Siamese fighting fish)
Lineage: Eukaryota; Metazoa; Chordata; Actinopteri; Anabantiformes; Osphronemidae
Exons: 8
Coding region: 2237-2863 (208 amino acids)
Source: RefSeq, a predicted model, not a curated record
ACAGACCAGACGUGUCGCUAUGAAAAGAGGAAGUCGCGACGAGCGUGUUUUGUGCUCUGCUGUAAAGCGCGUAAUACGGGCGCAAGACGUUUCUGAAGCGCGGCUGGCUGAACGACGGAUGAACGAACGACGGCUCACUUGACCGCAGUCAUCCGAUUCGGUGCCAGCUUCUUGUGCAGCGUUGAGGAGGUUUCGGUGGCUGUGGGGGAAGUUGUGGGCCACAGCGGCGGACAGUCAGAAUAACGCCGCGCUGCUCUUCCUGCAUCAGAUUGCGAAAGUGAAUCCGGUGAUCCACACUGGGAUCGCUAUUAACGAUCUGCAUGUCGCGGUGAUGCCGCUUAGCCAACCGGCGACAAAGAUCGCUUCAUCCAUCGUCCCUCCCUUUGUACGUGGCGAACUCAUCAGCCGCUGCGAGCGGCCGCCGCCGCCGCACGUGUCGGCUGCUGAGCGCUGCUGUGUUGACGUGUGGGCUGCGGCUGCGGUCACGUCCGCUGCGACCUCUGAAGCUCAGCCCAGCGCUGACUCUGGUGAUGGUGCUAUAGAUGAGCGAAGAGUGGGGAGGAGAAGUGAUUUUAAGAAUUUAAGUCACAACACUGCACUGAGUGGAGGCGUGUGCUUCCUGUUGCCAAGAACAUUUUCUCCGCUUUCCCUGGAGGUCGAGCGCGUAGAAGGGAGGCUCCUCGUAGCCACAUCUCGAUUUGAACAUUUUACCGUUGUUUUUAUUAAUGUAUAUGCUCCAACUAAUGGUACAGAGAGAAGGUCAUUUUUUAACAAUAUCUGUGAUAAGGUUGACAAACACAGAUCAGAGGAUUUUUUAAGGUUAAAUGGGCUUCCUCCGUAACUCUCUGUACUGGUUGCUCAAGGUGCACAAAUCGACAUCUGCAGUAGUGUCACACCUGGACUGAUGGAGGCGCUGCGCCGCACAAUGAGACUGCCUACAGCAAGUGGUGGACGCAGCAGGACCGACUUUGGCCAACGCACUGGCAUCUGUCCUGGGUAUGAGGUCUGUCCGGGAUGUAUGAGGAUGCACGAGGAUGAACUGGGUCAGCUGAGUGGAUACAGCAGCGGGUCUGUGGGCCCUGACCACACAGAUCCAUUCCCUGGCCUGAGUCUCAUGUUCGGACAGCUGGAUGGACCCCUACUCAGGGCAUGUCACCCAGAGAAACGGAUUUUAGAAAGUGUGGAUAAAAGAUCCUCUACAUGAACUGUGUGAAAAGCAUUAACAAAGGAAAACUUUGUAACAGACCUUGGACUGUGUGGGCAGAGAAACUGUGUUUGAGCGAGGACCAGAACCCCCAUUGGAGAACUUUGUACAAGGCUCCCCUCAUGAAACGCACAGCUGACCUUCAGUGGCAGAUUUUACAUGGUGCAAUCACUACCAAUGCUUUUAUUUCUGUGCUGAAUCCUAAUGUUUCUAAUGAGUGCCUGUUUUGUGGGAUGCAGGUAACUGUUUUUUAUGUUUUUUAUUGAAUGUAGCAGACUUCCCAUUUUUUGCUGUUUUAUCUCACGUUUUUAGUUAUUUGAGGUGCUUUUUGGUGCUCCUGUUUUUAUUUUCUCUAUUCGAUAUAGCAGAGCCUCAGAGAAAUGUCGGCUGAUUAACUUUUUGUGGGAGAGGCAAAGAUGGCGAUCUUUUUGAGCCGCAGGGACAGGCUGCAGGCUGGAUCCUGGCGGAGCGCACUGAGUCACUUUACGUCAAAUGUACGAGCAAGACUAUGGCUAGAAUUUCGUUUUAUAAGUCCAUAGACUCUCUGGAAACUUUUAAAAUACAAUGGUGCAAUGAGGACUUUGCCAUGUGUCUAACGAGGAACUACAACUUGCUCUCUCUCUCUCUCUCUCUCUCUCUCUCUCUCUCUCUCUCUCGCGCUCACAAUUAGCGCAACAUAAAGCGGAAUAUAUCGAAUUUCAAAAUAAAGAAUCAUUAAAUAAACGUAGUAAAAAUAAAGUCAUUAAAUAAAUGAUAGCUGACUUUAUCCUAACAGUAAAAAUAUAGAAAACCAUUGCAAGAAAAAGAAUGAGUAUUUAGGUAAAAAUCAACAAUUUUAGCAUUGAACACAUCGCUUUUAUUUUGAAAUUAUUUUAGAACGGGGGCGGAGGCUAAUUUAGUUCGGGCUGAGGCGAAUCAGAAUUGCACCUGAUUACGGACUGGGUCGGGUCUGAUUUUUUUAAGGUCCAAAGGAAACAGGAGCAGUUCUUCCAUAGACAGAGGAGGGCAGUGCUGCUGAUUAAAACAACUAAAAUGCUCAUCAUGAGAAAAUUGGCGGUUCCCGUGUUCCUGGUGCUGUGUUCGCUCACCUGGUGUUUUCCAGGAGGUUCAGAUGGAAACACAACUGCUCUGUUUUACUGCACAGAACCUGGUUGUGCCUUAAAAGUGAACAAAGUGUUUUGUAAUGAUGAGCCAGUCCCAUUUAACUCCCCCAUGAAAGAGUGCACAGGUGCCCCCCCUCCAAACACCGUCUGCCAGCGAGGUGGUCGGGCGUUUGUGUCCACUAACACAUCUGGUCCAUGCGAGUUUGAAGCAGACACUUAUAUCCAAACCAAAAAAUGUACAGACAACACUGAUGUGUGUGAUUUCACCAGCGGUACGACUCCACCACCUCUCAACAUCCCAGAGAGUAGAAACCAGGACCAGGGAGGCUCUAGAACACACUACAUACCACUGAUAGUGGUCCUUGUCACUGGUGUAGUACUGGUGCUACUAGCUCUGUAUUGGAGGAAACCAGAGAGUCAAAUCAACAACCACAAAGGGACCUGUCCAGUCAGACUCACUGCUUGUCUUUGCACUGUGGGACGAAGCCUGAGCCCUCGGAGAGACUUCACACACACAGCAGAACAUGGAGACUCCACACAGACGGGCGGAACUUAGUUUUGUUGUACAUUUACUCAUUUUGUUUUGUAAAAAAAUGUAUCAAUCCUACAAUGUUAAAAUUAAGGAAAGGACAGACAGAUUUCACUCCUGAUGCUACAACUGACACCAAAAACACACCAGUGACUCUCAGGCAGCUGUAUGUAGGACAGUACAGUUAGUUACUCACAGACAGAUGGACAUAGGCGUUGUGAUGUUGAUGCAACAUUGAAACAACGUUGACUGCUGAUGGUUGUAAAAAGGUUAACAAAAUACUCUUAAAUUAACUUGGAAUAUUGUCAGUUGUUUUUGUGAUGUUGAUGUAACAUUGAAACAACGCUUGAUCAACAUUGCCCGAUCAACGUUGAUUCACCUUUCAAAAUUGUGUAUUAAGGAACAAAACACGAGCAUGAUGCAGAACAGAGCAAGACAGUGUUAUUUAUUAGAUGUAAUAGAGUAGAUAAAUUGUCUGGAUUGUUCAAGGUACAAGAAGGUACAAACCAAACUGUGACUAUUUGGAUCCAGGCUCUGCUCACAUUCAGCCAAAUAUUACAAAAUGUGAAUGCAGAUGGAAAAUGACUGUGAACAUAGUGGGAAGCAAUUUAGGACUGUUUGUAGUUAAAAUGGCCAAGAUGCAGUUUGUGACGCAUGAUUGUUUCCUGUUUUGUUUUGACACAAUUUUCUAAUAUUAAACAGCGUAAUAAAGAGAUAUCAAAAGUAGAAA